Messenger RNA from Gilbertella persicaria, 1203 nucleotides. Its product is annotated as kinase-like domain-containing protein. Gene Ontology annotation, cellular component: cytoplasm. Lineage: Eukaryota; Fungi; Mucoromycota; Mucoromycetes; Mucorales; Choanephoraceae. The coding region runs from base 1 to 1203 and encodes 400 amino acids. The transcript has 5 exons. The record is from RefSeq and is a predicted model, not a curated record. Gene Ontology annotation, biological process: protein phosphorylation; intracellular signal transduction; regulation of MAPK cascade. Gene Ontology annotation, molecular function: protein serine/threonine kinase activity; ATP binding.
AUGACUUUAAAAAGAAGAUCCACUGGUUGUAUCAGACAACCUUCUUUUUAUAGCUCAACCAACACAAGUACCUCUGUUGCAAACACAAAAGAAAUCUGGCGUCCUCCAGGUCACUGUGAGAUUCCAAACGUAUUUGGCAAAGAUUGUUUCUUAAAGCCAGAACCCUAUGAUAACAAAAAAACAUUGAAUUUGCGUGAAUACCCCUCUAGCAACAAAUUUGAAGAAAAGAAGCGCUGGUGUCCUGUAGGUCCUAGUACAGAAAUUCCACAGUUGCCUCCUUUGGUGCGAUCUGAAAAUGAAUUUGAACGUAGAAUACGUAAAGCCUUAUCACAUCAAAAAAAGAUUAGUGUUUCAACACUUGAUCCACGCAAUAAAUACGCUGGAUUCAAAGAAGUGGGCACAGGUGUCAAUGGUUCAGUUGUUCGUGCCACUCACAAGUAUAAAAAGAAUCUGCAUUUAGCUAUUAAAAGAUGCCGAUUAGACCCCGAUCGAGAGUAUAAAGCAGCUAUCGUUCGCGAACUCCGUAUCAUGUCUUCUGGCCACAACAAUCUGAUUCGACUUCGUGAAGUGACUUUAUGGCGUGACGAUGUCUGGAUGGCCAUGGACUUGAUGCGUUGCUCUGUCUUUGCUGUCUUGUGUCAGCGUGGUAUUCCUGAAGAACACACUAUUCAUAUUGCCUGUGAGGCCCUUAAGGCAUUACACUACCUUCAUGGCAAAGGCUUUAUUCACAGAGAUAUUAAAUGUGAAAACUUAUUGCUUGGCUGGAACGGCGAAGUGAAAUUAGCUGACUUUGGUUUGGCUACUCGUACCACCAAACGUAAUCGUGACCGACUGGGUACAAGUAAAUGGAUGGCACCCGAAGUUAUUCGGGAACAAUCUUAUAACGAAAAGAUUGACAUGUGGUCACUUGGUAUCACCAUCAUUGAAAUGAUGGACCGUGUUCCUCCUCACUAUCUCAUCAAGGAUGAAAUGGAAUUGUUCUCUACUGUCUUGUCUGAACCAAGUCCAACCUUUACUUACAGUUACCCUACCAUGUACAUGCGUGGUUUGGUUGCUUGGUUAUUGGAUGAAGUUCCAAAUACUAGACCAUCAGCAAAGGAUGUUCUUUCCGAAAUUGAUGCUCAUGUUCAAAGUCGACUCUUGAAAUGUUCUACUUCAGUUGAACUCGCUAGAUUUGUAAACCACGUCUUGCCUCCUUGUUAA